This is a messenger RNA of Halteromyces radiatus, 597 nucleotides long. RefSeq lists its product as uncharacterized. The record is from RefSeq and is a predicted model, not a curated record. The transcript is spliced from 4 exons. The coding region runs from base 32 to 520 and encodes 162 amino acids. Lineage: Eukaryota; Fungi; Mucoromycota; Mucoromycetes; Mucorales; Cunninghamellaceae.
UUUUUCUUCUUCAUCACGAUUCAUCACUAUCAUGGCCAAUAUUGAGGAAGCUCAAGCACUUGUAGCUACAUUAUUGGAACAAGAAAAGCGACUUCAAUUUACAAAAUUCACAUCUCAAGAUGCACUUGACUUGGGACUCAAGAUUUUGGAGACUGUCAAAACAAAGUAUGAUAAUCGACCUGUGGCAAUUGAUAUCACUGUCAAUGGAUUGAUUUUAUUCCGUCAUGCUAUGGAUGGUACUAGUCCAGAUAAUGAAAUGUGGAUCAAACGCAAAAGUAAUGCGGUGAAUCGGUUCCGACACUCCAGCUAUUGGUUAGGAAAUGCUCUGAUUAUCAAGAACAAAUCAUUAGAAAAAGCUUAUUUUAUUUCUGAAGUGGAUUAUGCGACUCAUGGUGGAAGUGUACCAUUGAUCAUUAAAAAUGUUGGUAUGAUUGGUACUAUUACAGUCACUGGAUUGAAACAACACGAGGAUCAUGGUGUUAUCAUUGAAUGCUUAGAAUAUAUGUUAUCUAAAGCUUAGAUAAUUUGUAGAAUAAUUAAUUUGGCAGUGUUUUUUUUUUUGUUGUCGAUCUUUAAUGAACUUGUAUUUUUUUUUUG